Messenger RNA from Zingiber officinale, 961 nucleotides. RefSeq lists its product as uncharacterized. Lineage: Eukaryota; Viridiplantae; Streptophyta; Magnoliopsida; Zingiberales; Zingiberaceae. The transcript has 3 exons. The record is from RefSeq and is a predicted model, not a curated record. The coding region runs from base 111 to 677 and encodes 188 amino acids.
UCACUCUAUUCCCAUGUGAUCGCCCACAUUUGCUUACCACUUCACACUGAUCGCUCUUCACUGAAAAGUGCCUCAAUACACACACACUGCGAGAGAGAGAGAGGAGGAAAAUGGAAGGGAAGGGGUCGAUGCUGGUGCACGUACUGGUAGUGGCCCUCAGUCUCACCGCCUUUGGCUUCGCCAUCGCCGCCGAACGCCGCAGGAGCACCGGUACUAUUGUAACGGACACUUUCAAUGCUUCAUAUUGUGUUUAUGAUUCAGAUGAAGCUACUGGUUAUGGUGUUGGUUCUUUCUUGUUUCUUCUAUCAAGUCAAUCUUUGCUUAUGGGGGUUACAAAAUGCAUGUGCUUCGGCAAACCUUUAGCACCCGGUGGAAAUAGAGCUUGGUCAAUUAUAUAUUUCGCCUCAUCAUGGGUAACAUUCUUGAUCGCUGAGUCAUGUCUAAUUGCUGGUGCUACUAAGAAUGCAUACCAUACCAAGUAUCGACAUGUCAUCUAUGCACAAAACUGGACCUGUGAGUCUCUCAGGAAAGGAGUAUUCAUUGCAGGUGCGGUCUUUGUGGUCUUCACUAUGAUUCUAAACGUAUACUACUAUAUGUACUUUGCAAAAGCAACCAAUCAGGCAGCUCGAAAGACCAACAAGUCUAGCUCAACUGUUGGAAUGGCUAGUUAUGCUUGACUGAUGGCCCAAACUUACAUUUCUAAGCCAGAGUUAGUAAGAAGUCUACACAUUAUAUAUCUGCAUCUUGUAUUGACUAAUUAUAUGAACUUAGGUUUGAGAAGAAGGUUGAUACUAGUAUAUAUUGGGGACCCUUCUCUUAUCAACAAUCAGUCUGGUUUCAUCUUUUUGUUGAAGUAGCGAAGUUGUGAAUUUUAGUUACGGUGUAACUAAUGGAUUUUGUGCAACCAAUGAUGCAUGGUUACUCCAUUGCAAUCUUUUUAAGUGCACGGAUUUGCUAUGAA